Messenger RNA from Scaptodrosophila lebanonensis, 2095 nucleotides. RefSeq names its product protein draper-like. The record is from RefSeq and is a predicted model, not a curated record. The transcript has a single exon. NCBI's taxonomy places the organism in Eukaryota, Metazoa, Arthropoda, Insecta, Diptera, Drosophilidae. The coding region runs from base 227 to 2095 and encodes 622 amino acids.
AUUGUGCGGAUAUUGAAGCAUUCCAUAUGUAUUUCAUCUUCCCACACAGAUCCGCCACAGAUUGGAGCGACAAUACUUUUGUUGCGAAGGCUACAGCGGAAUCGUGUGGAAUUCCGGGACCUGGAACAACUGCAAGCCUGUGUGUGGAUCCGAGUGCCCCGAAAACAGCAAAUGUACUUCCCCCAAUAGCUGUAGCUGCAACCAAGGCUACAGGGACAGUGGUGGAAUGUGCGAGCCCGUGUGCUCCAGCUGCGGCAAGCAUAGCCACUGCGCGGAUCCAGAGACAUGUGCUUGCAACGCCGGGUACUGGAAGCUGGAUGCCAAUAACGACUGCACGCCCAUAUGCAGUAUGGGCUGUGCCGCACACUCCUACUGCGCCGCACCGGAAUACUGUGAGUGCGAACCAGGCUAUGAGAAGACGGGCGAUCCAUCCUGCCAGCCCAUCUGCUCCGCUGGCUGUGGCAAGAACAGCGUCUGCGUGGCGCCAGAACAAUGCCAAUGCCAACUCGGGUACUCGAAAGCGGAGCUGGACGAGAGCUGCAGAGCCAUUUGUGAGCAGCCGAGCUGUGGCUCGAACAGCAGCUGCAUUAAGCCAAAUGUUUGUGAGUGCAAUGAAGGCUAUCAUAAUCCCAUCGAAAUAUCCCGCAUCAUUGUCUGCGAACCAGUGUGCCAGGAGGGGUGUCCUGCGAAUGCGCGUUGUGCACGACCCGAUGAAUGUCUCUGCGAUCCUGGCUACACCUUCCAUGCAGCCUCUUCCACGGGCAUUUUCCAGCACUGUGAGCCACACUGCUCCCGCCCCUGCUCUGUGAAUGGCAAAUGUGUGGCCCCUGAUCUCUGCGAAUGCCUGCCAGGCUACGAGCUUCGUCCUGAGCAGCCGGGACAUGUGUGCGAGCCGAAGUGCUCGCAGGACUGCACCAACGGCUUCUGCUCUGCCCCCGAACGUUGCAUUUGUCAUUCCGGCUACUCGAUGAGCCCCAACAGCACCUGCGACCCUCAAUGCACGAUGGGCUGCAGGCAUGGCACCUGCACCGAACCAGAGGUCUGCACCUGCGCCCCGGGCUACCAAAUGGGCCCCAAUUCCAUCAACAUAUGCGAGCCGGUGUGUGAGCCCAGCUGCGAGAAGGCCGACUGUUUGGCCCCCAACAUGUGCAUCUGCCAUCUGGGCUACGAGCCGCAGUUCGAUCAAGCAACCGAUCUGCCGGGUCACGUAUGCAAGCCCGCCUGCGAGCAGGAAUGUGUUAAUGCGACCUGCAGCGCCCCCAACCAUUGUAGCUGCCUGGAGGGGUAUGUGUACCAGGAUGAGCAGCGCAAGACGGUAUGUAAGCCCCACUGUCCAGCCUGUGAGUUCGGAGACUGCUUAGCCCCGGGCCACUGUGAAUGCUGGCCAGGCUUUGAGAGCGUUACUGGACAGCCAGGCUGUCAGCGUCUAAGCACGACAACCACAAUCCCCACCACCUGGGCAGACAUCGAAUCCACAAUCCCCACCACCUGGGCAGACAUCGAAUCCACGAUUCCCACCACCUGGGCAGAUAGCUCAUCCAUUGAUUCGAGCUCUGAGCUGCCCUUAGCGAGCACUGAGAGAGCAACUCGGACUCUACCGCCUGCGAUGCAAUGCAGCAGCAGCUGCAAGUGCUGGCACGAGUACGAUGAGCUGGGCAUUCUGGAUACACCCAAGUGCAUCAACAUCUGCAUGGAUGAUCAUGAUAAGCCCUGCUUGGACUUGACGCUGUGCCGUUGCGAUCAAUUCAGCAACCUUCUAGUUUGCAAUGAAAACAACGAGAGUUUCGCCGACUCUGCAGAGUCCUUGGAGACGCGCUACGUUUGCAAAGUGGCCGCUCCCAAGACUCUUACGACCACAACCACAACGACAACUGCCCCGCCUGCCGAAAAUAUCCUUAGAAACGCCGCCCUGGACUCUAAGGCGGCCACAAACAGAUGGCCACUCAUUGUGGGCUGCAUUGUUGCUGCUUGCACCUUGAUUGCGGCUGUGGCGCUCCUCACUCAUUUGUAUCUGAAGCGCCGGCGUCUCCAGGCAGAGGAGGAGGACGAUGUAGAUGCUCGACAAAUCAUUUAUUUAGCUAGGGAGGACCUGUAA